Molecule: messenger RNA, 1671 nt
Organism: Otolemur garnettii (small-eared galago)
Lineage: Eukaryota; Metazoa; Chordata; Mammalia; Primates; Galagidae
Gene: TTC31
Product: tetratricopeptide repeat domain 31
Molecular function (GO): protein binding
Source: RefSeq, a predicted model, not a curated record
ACUAGACUAUCUUUCACUUUCGGGUCACUGUUAACCGAAGAUGGAGCCGACUCCGAAGACUGUAGGGCGAAUCAACCUAGACUGCCCUCUGCGAUCUGGGUGCCCGCUGGAGGUCGCUGCUGUACCCAAACUCUGCAAGGAGUUCGGUCCCGAGGACUACGGCGAAGAGGACAUAGAGCAUUUUCUUGGACGGCUUAUGAAGAGUGAUCCCCAGGGCCUUCACCGGAUCCAUGUGGAUGGGAGCAGUAGGCGGCUGCAGCUGUGGCACCAUGAUUACCUCCUGGACCAUUUCAGUGAUGAAGAAACGACUGGACAGAGUAACAAUGGCAAGAGGGCUGAGAGACUGGCCACAUACUGUGGUCUCCGCAAGUCCUUCCUGUACCCUUCCCAAGGACCUGAGUCCUCCUGUCAAAUCCCCUCUGCCUCAGCCUUUUCCUGUGCCCCAGACAGCCUGCUUCAGGUAGCCCUGCCCCAGAAGCUCCUGGUGACUGAGGAGGAAGCCAACCGUCUGGCAGAGGAGCUGGUGGCUGAGGAAGAGCGCAUGAAACAGAAAACAGAGAAGAAACGACUCAAGAAGAAGCGUCAAAAAGAACGAAAGCGACAGGAACGCUUGGAGCAGGAUUGUGGGGAGUCCAAGGCCAAGGCUACCACAGAUGGGGAUGAGAGCCUUCCUUGUAGCUCUGGGAACCCAGCUGUGGGACAGUGUAAUGAGGAAGAGGACUCACUGGAUCUUUCUAGCACUUUCGUGUCUCUGGCUUUGCGGAAAGUUGGAGAUCGGCUCCCCAGUACCCGCAGAGAGAAGAGACUAAGCCAGAAGGCCCAAGGCAGGGGCCCAGGCCCUCAGGAGAAGAUGGAUCAAGAGGAAGGGAGCCUUCCAAAAGAGGAGAGGCCUGGGCAGAGUCCUAAGGCACAGGCAUCUCCAGAACUUCUAGGAGCUGCCUUACAGCAGAGCCAGGAACUGGCAAAGUUGGGUACCAGCUUUGCUCAGAAUGGUUUCUACCAUGAAGCUGUGGUCCUCUUCACACAGGCCUUAAAGCUCAACCCGCAGGACCACCGGUUAUUUGGAAAUCGUUCCUUUUGCCACGAGCGGCUGGGUCAGCCAAUAUGGGCCCUGGCUGAUGCCCAGGUGGCCCUCACCCUAAGGCCUGGCUGGCCCCGGGGCCUGUUCCGUUUGGGCAAGGCCUUGAUGGGACUACAGCGCUUUCAGGAGGCAGCUGCUGUGUUCCAGGAAACACUAAGAGGUGGGCCCCAGCCUGACGCAGCCCGGGAGCUCCACUCUUGCCUUCUCCAGCUCACUCUGCAGGAUCAGCGAGGAGGAAUCUGUACACCACUUCCACCUGCCAAUGUUGAGCUGGGAGCCUCAGGUCUGCUGCCUCUAAGUUGCCUGCCACGCACUGCUCGAGGGGCUUCUGCCCAUCUGUCUCCACCCUUGCAUUAUUCCCCAUGUCACCUGAGCCAUCCCAAUGGGCCCCUCCCUCAGAUUCAGAAUAGAAGACCCCUUCUCCAUCUCCAGGACCCUUCAAAGAGCUGGUGCAUCCUGGGACUUGGGCCCAAGCAUCUACCUCAGGCCAGGUGAAGAAGGACCUGACUCUCUUAGGGAAAAGCCAUGUGUACAUCCCAAAGGGAUGGGGACACUGUGUGGUGACAGUUCACUGUGUAUUUUGAGACCUU